AUGGCGCUGCUUAUUACGCUGUCUUUCGCCGGAGCUGGCCCCGGCUACCGAUUCGAUGCCCUCCAGAAACUGGGUCGACUUGAACCGAAGCUCUGUCAAAGUUCCACCAAGCCUUUUUCUCAUAAAUGGUUCCACUGCAAGUGUUUUUGGCAAGAACCCAGAAGCAAGAACCUAACUUUGAAGUCAAGGGAAUUGCGAACAUUGCGUUUGGCUCGUGGGAAAGAAGCUGAAGAUAGUUUCGCUUCGAAUGUAAGUGAAGAUACCGACGAUAUGUUUGACGACUUGUUUGAUAGAUAUGGAAAAGUGGUAUAUCAAAGCAACGACAGGAUGUCUCCUAGCACAGAACUUGAUGACGAUGCUGAAAGCUUAUCAUUUGCUGUAGAAGUGGCCAGUGUUGCCAAUGAUGUAAAAGCAGGAGAUAUAAAGGUCCUAUUUGUGAAGCCUCUUGUGUAUUGGACUCGGUUUUUUAUUAUUGCCACGGCAUUUUCUCGUCCGCAAAUUGACGCAAUUGGGUCCAGGAUAAGAGAUCUGGCAGAGACAAAGUAUGGAAGAGUUCCAUCUGGGGACUCAAAACCCAACUCAUGGACCCUGUUGGACUUUGGUGAUGUUGUUAUUCAUAUAUUUCUUCCGCCACAGCGAGCUUUCUACAACUUGGAAGAAUUCUAUGCUAAUGCUACGCCCGUUGAAUUGCCUUUUGAAAAUCAGCCACCAUUUCGAGGCUGA
This is a messenger RNA of Prunus armeniaca (apricot), 723 nucleotides long. The record is from the annotation of a GenBank genome assembly. NCBI's taxonomy places the organism in Eukaryota, Viridiplantae, Streptophyta, Magnoliopsida, Rosales, Rosaceae.